GCGAAGCUGAUGUGAAGGCGGCCCUCGGCUGUGGUCUGCUGUGUGCCCGCUGCGUUGCGGGUGACUCCCUGCUGAUGACGUCAUGCCCGUAUAAGACCCAAAGGGGCGCUGCUGCCCCUCCACACUCUGUGCGCUCCUCUACGCUCUACGUGCUCCUCUACGCUCCACGCGCUCCAGGCAGCCAUGCGUGAGAUCGUGCACCUGCAGAUCGGACAGUGUGGAAACCAGAUCGGCUCCAAGUUCUGGGAGGUGAUUACAGAAGAGCAUGGGAUCAACACUGUGGGGAUCUAUGAGGGAGACAGCCCCCUUCAGCUGGAGAGACUCAACGUCUACUUCAACGAAGCACAUGGGGGUAAAUAUGUCCCAAGAGCAGUGCUGGUUGAUCUGGAGCCUGGUACCAUGGACAGCGUGAGGGGCAGCAGGAUGGGGCAGCUCUUCAGACCCGACAGCUUCAUACAUGGCUUCGGGGCGGGUAAUAACUGGGGCCAAGAGCCACUACGGGCGGAGCUGGUGGAGCAGGUGGUGGACCGCGUGCGUGUGGAGAGUGAGAGCUGCGACUGCCUGCAGGGCUUCCAGAUCGUCCACUCGCUGGGCGGCGGCACGGGCUCGGGCAUGGGCACGCUCAUCAUCAACAAGAUCCGCGAGGAGUUCCCCGACCGCAUCAUGAACAGCUUCAGCGUCAUGCCCUCGCCCAAGGUGUCGGACACGGUGGUGGAGCCCUACAACGCCACGCUGUCCGUCCACCAGCUCAUCGAGAACACCGACGAGACCUUCUGCAUCGACAACGAGGCGCUCUACGACAUCUGCUUCCGCACGCUCAAGCUGACCACGCCCACCUACGGCGACCUUAACCACCUGGUCUCGCUCACCAUGAGUGGCGUCACCACCUCGCUGCGGUUUCCGGGGCAACUGAAUGCCGACCUGCGCAAGCUGGCGGUCAACAUGGUGCCCUUCCCGCGGCUGCACUUCUUCAUGCCGGGCUUCGCCCCACUGACCAGCCGAGGCAGCCAGCAGUACCGGGCGCUCACCGUGCCCGAGCUCACCCAGCAGAUGUUCGACUCGCGCAACAUGAUGACCGCCUGCGACCCGCGCCAUGGACGCUACCUCACGGUGGCCGGCAUGUUCCGAGGCCGUAUGUCCACCAAGGAGGUGGACGAGCAGAUGCUGGCCGUGCAGCAGAAGAACAGCAGCUACUUCGUGGACUGGAUCCCUCACAACGUGAAGGUGGCCGUGUGUGACAUCCCACCGCGCGGCCUCACCAUGUCCUCCACCUUCAUCGGCAACAACACGGCCAUCCAGGAGAUCUUCCGGCGCAUCGGCGAGCAGUUCUGCCUCAUGUUCCGCCGCAAGGCCUUCCUGCACUGGUACACGGGCGAGGGCAUGGACGAGAUGGAGUUCUCUGAGGCCGAGAGCAACCUCAACGACCUGGUGUCCGAGUACCAGCAGUACCAGGACGCCACCGCCGAGACCGAGUGGGGCACCGAGGACGAGAUGACCGAGGAGGAGCCGACCGGCGCGAGCGUCACAAGGUCAACGGUCGUCACGGAGACAGUGGUGGAGACAUCAGAGACGGUGGAGGAGUGAAGACGGCGGUGUGUGUGUGUGUGUGUGUAUUGUAUAUGUAGUGAGUGUGUGUGUGUGUGUG
This is a messenger RNA of Alosa alosa (allis shad), 1645 nucleotides long. RefSeq names its product tubulin, beta 1 class VI (gene tubb1). The transcript is spliced from 4 exons. Gene Ontology annotation, molecular function: GTP binding; GTPase activity; structural constituent of cytoskeleton. Gene Ontology annotation, biological process: microtubule cytoskeleton organization; mitotic cell cycle. The record is from RefSeq and is a predicted model, not a curated record. Gene Ontology annotation, cellular component: microtubule; cytoplasm. Lineage: Eukaryota; Metazoa; Chordata; Actinopteri; Clupeiformes; Clupeidae. Bases 184 to 1584 code for a protein of 466 amino acids.